UCUAUGUUCAAAUCUGACAUUUAUCGAUGUAAACAUAUAGGUCUCAGCGUACGGUAGUGAAUAAUAAAUUGCAUUGUGUAAUUCGUUUCCAAAUUGAAUGAAUCUCGCAAAAUUUUCUUAUUAAUGACUAAGCCAACACCGCGUUCAAUCGCUUUCUCAUAGAAAAUUGAAUUUUAACCUAUACCAAUCGAUGGCAGCAUGACCAGCUGAUUGCAGUUUCCAUGGCGCUCAUUCAAGUAAACAAUUUCGCCAGCACCGGCGGCGGGAACGCGACACGGUCAUCGCUCUUUUUGACGAUGCUCUUCAAGAAUUUCCUUACAUAUUUAUAUUUCUACUUUCGACCCUUCAUUAAGUGGUUUCUACGUCGAUUCACGAGACUUUGCGAACUGCAGAGAAUCUGCUAUGGGAGCCCCGCGGGAGCCGCUCGAACCAGACAAGUGGAAAUGUCCCUGCAAUUAUCUCGUCGCAGGGAGAUUCGCGAAAUGAUGAAUAUUCUGGAUAAUGAAGUGGAACAUUGUUCGGAGUACGAGCUAAGGGAGCUGGUGAAAAAAAUGGUAAUGACGGUGAUGAUGGCUAAGAAAAUAAAGCCACGUAAUCACCCGGACUUUGCCCGCCUGUUUGGUGAAUGCGUGGAGCAAAUCUGGGGGUACAGGAGACUAAUAUGUAUAGUGGAAGCAAUACGUACAGACCAGUACGAUCCAGAUAAUUUGAAUAACGAAAAGAAACUAUUCCAGCUCUGGUCUCUCCUCAUGCCGGAUGAUAGGCUAGAAUCGCGAAUUACGAAACAAUGGCAAGACAUUGGUUUCCAGGGCGAUGACCCCAAGACGGAUUUCCGAGGAAUGGGCCUACUCGGACUUGAAAACUUGCUCUUCUUCUCCAGUGAGUACAACAGCGCUGCGCGGCACGUUCUCUCGCACUCGCACCACCCCAACCAUGGCUACACGUUCGCUAUUGUCGGAAUCAAUCUCACUUCCAUGGCCUACAGACUCGUCAAAGCGGGCAAGGCGAAAACCCACUUCUACAAUAUAACCCGACGUGCACCGCGAAUCGAACACUUUCACAAAUUUUAUUGUUAUUUAUUCUUCGAGUUUGAUCGUUUUUGGAUCAGCUCAAAGCCGAAAAGCAUCAUGGACUUUUCAAUUAUUCAGGAGAAGUUCGAGCGAAAUAUCCUGAGUGUGCUAGACGAAGAUAGCACCGUGUUCAAGAUGAAUAAUCUGGUUGUGGAGCAUAUCUAGUUUUGUGUAGUUUUAGGUAAUGCAAAUUUUAGGGCACUUAAGUUAAAGGACGAAAAGACGAUUUCAUUCCCUCAGAGUGUGAUGUAAUGCUUACAACUUAGAUGUAAUUAUUGCACAGAAUUCCCAAUGUGACUUGACUUUUCCUCCUGUUAUUAUUUAUUUGGCGAUGUACUCAAAAAGGCAAACUAAUGAAUAAAUAACGUGUUUUACUUGUGUA
Molecule: messenger RNA, 1452 nt
Organism: Hermetia illucens (black soldier fly)
Lineage: Eukaryota; Metazoa; Arthropoda; Insecta; Diptera; Stratiomyidae
Product: ELMO domain-containing protein 2
Exons: 2
Coding region: 222-1235 (337 amino acids)
Molecular function (GO): GTPase activator activity
Source: RefSeq, a predicted model, not a curated record